AUGAAAGAGAUGAAGAAUAAGAGCAAGAUGAAGAAGAAGAAGAAGAAGAAGAAGAAGAAACCAAGACGAAAAACAGAAAUCGGGGGAGCUUAUCGGCGAUUGCAGGUAUAUUUUACUCAACAGACAAUAUAUCCCGUGUUAAGAAGAAAACAGACAGAAGGAAAACUGAAAGAGGAUACAAAAGAGGAAGUGCUACAACCCCCCACACUCAUUGAAAAUGUUCCCAAAGCUAAUUUAGACACACCUAAAACAAUAAAUGCUCCGGAACCUACACUUGCAGCCAAUGUAUCUCAAGAAGAAAAGGUUCCAUUACAACCCACACCUCCACCAAAAACCUCAGUAGGAAUGAAGGCAAUGAUCGAUGUUGACAAACAGCAAGAGGAAUCUUUGCGGUUGACAGCUUCCUUUGAUGAAAUGCCAGGGCCUUCUAUUCUCAAGUACUUGGCUCGAGGAUGGAGCUACUUGCCUCAGAUGAGCAACCAGUUCGCAGCUGCUGCCAUGGUGUAUUUCAUGAAUAUGCUGGGCGCUUCCUUGGUGUGGAAUCGAGGAGUUACUCCAUUUUUGCACAUGUUUGACAAAUAUGGCCCGGUUGUGAGACUGCAGGGUAUCUUUGGUGGUGACAUUGUGUUUGUUGCAAGGCCAGAACUCAUUGAAACGGUGUACAAGGAAGAAGGGAAGUAUCCCCUUCGCUCUGCUUUAGACUCCUUGGAAAAGUACAGAUCAGAGCAUCGAAAACAAAGUAUUGCUGGUCCUUUUGUAAUGUUUGGACCAGAUUGGGAAUCAUUGAGAUCAAAACUUGAAGUUCCUUUCACACAGUCUGUUGGCCACUUUGGAUCACAAUUAGAAGCAAUUGGAGAUGAUUUCAUGUCAAACUUAAAAACCCUUCUAAAUCGUCAAGAGGAGACACCUGAAAACUUUCACACUGAGAUAUUCAAGUGGGCAUUUGAGAGUGUAGCUCUGGUGACGUUGGGUAAGCGCAUGCAACUAGUUGGCCACCAGAAGCUUCUGCCUGGUUCUGUAGGCCUCAACUUGCUUGAUGCCAUUACAAAAGCAAGCAAUUCUCUAAGGCGGUGUGAAUCAGGCUUACAGCUGUGGCGCUUUGUUAAAACACCUGCUUGGAAGGACCUAGUCAGUGCUUGUGAAACAAUUGACAGCAUAAUUUUGAAAUUUGUCAAAGAAACUGAAAACCGUCUACAAGUUGAAAGAUAUGGCAAAACAGAAGACAAUUUGAUUCGAACAGAAACAAACCGGGCCAAGUCUAAGGAUCUUCACAACCGGCCCAUGCCUCUCCUUGAUGCUCUGGUACUGGAUGGUGGCAUGUCAGCAGACGACUUACUCACCGUAGUUUUGGACAUGCUUCUCCUGGGGGCUAAUGCCACAGCACAUGCCCUCAGUUUCCUUCUUUACCGCAUGGCCAAGAACCCCCGGGUGCAGCGCAACUUGUACGAUGAACUGGUUCAUGUGAUUCCUGAACCCCACACACCGAUUGCUCCGCUGCUCGAGGUGGAAGCUAAGACACCAGAGAGACUGAUGAUGAAUCCUCCUAUACCUGUUCUGACUCGAAUUCUUCCCAAGGAUAUUGCUCUUCACAACUACCGUGUUCCAAGAGGGACAAUGGUGCUUAUGACAACACAUGUGGCUAGUAUGAAAGAAGAAAAUUUUGAAGAUGCUAAAAAGUACUAUCCUGAAAGAUGGCUGAAGGCUAACGAGGAUGCUCAUCCCUUUGCUACACUGCCAUAUGGCCAUGGACCUCGAUCAUGUGUUGCUCGUUACCUGGCUGAUGCUCAGCUUAUGCUCAUUGCCGCAAAGAUAUUCCGCAACUUCACUGUGGAAUACAAUUACGGGGCCAUCCAACCUACCAAUAGACUCAUUGCAAUGCCUAACAAACCUUUAAAGUUUCGCUUUAUUGAAAGGAGUUAAAGUUCUCUUUUAAGUUCAGAAUAUUCUUUUAAGUGUUCAAUGUGUUUGUAUCAUUAAUUGUAGUUGAAUCAUAUAAUACUUCUGUGUUGCAAAAAUAUACAUUAGA
Molecule: messenger RNA, 2026 nt
Organism: Gryllus bimaculatus (two-spotted cricket)
Lineage: Eukaryota; Metazoa; Arthropoda; Insecta; Orthoptera; Gryllidae
Source: the annotation of a GenBank genome assembly